Messenger RNA from Diabrotica virgifera virgifera (western corn rootworm), 4021 nucleotides. RefSeq lists its product as uncharacterized. The record is from RefSeq and is a predicted model, not a curated record. NCBI's taxonomy places the organism in Eukaryota, Metazoa, Arthropoda, Insecta, Coleoptera, Chrysomelidae. Bases 652 to 1734 code for a protein of 360 amino acids. The transcript has 3 exons.
AGAGUGUUGUAUUAUUUUAGUUGAUUUUGGCCUACAUGUGACAUUGAAUAAUAUGUUUAUAUUAAACUGCAUACCCUAUAUUAGAUGCCGUAUUCUGGAAGAUAUUUAAAUUAUAUUUCAUUCCGUAUAAGUAUUUUCCAUAUCUUAAACCAACGGUUAUUAAGUAAAUUUAAGAAGACCACUUUUUGUUUGAAUCUUUGAAUCGCAAUUACAAACAAUUAAAUGCAAUGGCUACUAUGACGAAAACGAGCCUAUUGUACAAAAAUAUAUGUAUAAAUGGGUAUUUACAGAAUAACAUGGGAAUUUAUAUUUACAUAAUAACAUGUGUAUUGAGAAUAUCUACAUGGAAUUGAAGAGAUUUUAAAUACCUUACAUUAUAAAGAAUAGAAUAUCGCGUGUGUCAUUUAAAAUAAGAACACUCUGUGUAAUUCAAUGAUAAAAAUGUGAAUUUUAUUAACGAAAGUAUCUUGACUAAAAUAUUUAAGUAUAUUGCCGGUGUUGGUGAUGUGUUGUACAGUACGUUGUACAUAACCACGACAUAGGUAUCUAUGGUAGGGGAGCAAAGUAUGCUAAAUGUGCAGUCACUCGAGCGCUUUGGAGACCUAUUGGGUUGUGAAGAGUAGGUCCUAAAACCAAAAAAACCAUAGAGAAAUGGACCCUCAGACUGAAGAAAAAACCUAUAACGACUCAAAUACGCUGGAAGACGACGAUGAAAUCGUUUUAAUAGAAACACCUGUGUUGUAUCAUACCAACCAAAGUUGUAGUCAGUUCCCGAUUGGCCUAAAUGACUACAGUGCUCCUUUUGACCCAGAUAUACCUGAACUAGUAUUCGAACCAGAAUAUUUCCAUUACACUAAUGGAGAAUUGUGUAAAAAUGAAACCGAGACCGGCAAUGUAAUCGAUUUAAGUAUAAAGACAGAGUCGCAUCAAAAUUGUUCUGCCUCAAACAUCAAUACGACGGAAACUGAUCCUGACACGAAAAGUGAAAGUGAUGAUGAUAUAAUUUUUAUAAAAGAGUAUAAAAAUGAACAAACUGUAGUCAAUGAACUUACUUUCCAAGAGAAAUUUAAAAACAGUGAUAGUAAUAUCAGAAGAAAUCCUAUACGAACCGUUAGAAAUAAAUCGAAAAAUCUGUCACACGAACUGUUCUAUGAAGAGGAUUUUGUGUUUUUUGAUACUACCGAUGAUGACACGGAGGAGAAAGAAAAUAAGGCUGUUAAAAAAUCUCCUGCUGCAAAAUUACCCAAAGAAUGGCCUGUAAAUGUACACGAAAGACCCGAAUACAAUCCAGAAACCAAAAAGAUUGAGGCUUUUGAUUACACCAUACGCGAAAUCCAAAAUACCUCCGGCAAUUCUGAACCAUCUGAAAUGCCCAAGAAAACGAAAAAGGAUCAAGCACCUGCGCGUAACGGCGCAAGGAAGAAACCAAGAGUCAGACGAUCGAGGAAACAGGCUUCUCCAUGGGCUUCUCCAGUAGCAGUACGUGAAACGGUUUCUUUAGAUCCGCUGAAACCUUUGAUUAAUAGUACGACCGAUAUGUUGAAGCAAUAUUUUAUCAGUACUCGAGAGAACCAAGAUAUUAUUAAAACGAUAUCUCCUCUAUGUACGUUCGAAAAUAAAGUGGAGAUACUUAGGAACCAAGCUUUUUUGUUCGCAAUAGUAAAUAAUCUAGAUGAAAGAGAGGUGACAGAUAAAUUUAAACAUUUAGACUUGAAUAAUAAACGUAAAAGUUAAUAUGUAUGUAUGAUUUUUCUUCUUAGUAGGUAAGUUGUAAAUUUUGAGAUGUUUUGUUUGAGAUCAUCUUUUUUAUGAAUAGGUUAUGUUUAGAUUCAUUGAAAUCAUUUUGCCAUUAAUAUAUAUUUUAGUUGAUCUUUUCAAACUAAUUUAAUUUUUUCUCAAAAUUUUCUCCCAGAUAAUAUUGACGAAUCCUGUCUUAACUAUCUAGGUUUCCAAGUUAAGUGUGAAUAAACUUUAAUGAUUACAUUGGACGGAUCCUUCCUUAUCACGUGGGAAUAUCCAAGUUCAAAAAUACCUUCUUCUUCUUCUUCUUUUAGAACACCCUUCUGUAUAUUUGUGGUGUUGAUGUACAGCCUCAUACCACCUCUUCGGGGUCUACUUAGUGGUAUUUGUGUAUUAGGUUUAUAUGUCGUUACCCAUUUCGCGAUAAUUCCUGGGUCUAUUCUGUCGCUCUGAUCUCUUCAUUUGCGGCGUUGUGCUCGUGUCCACCUCACCAUAUCCUAGAUUCCAGUUUUAAUGUAGGCUGGUAAUUAAGCUCAUUAGUGAUACCUUCAAUUCCUGGCAUUUUUUUGUUUUUCAUUUUCUUAAUUGUUAUUUGUACUUCUUCACUAGUUUUAUAUCUUCGUCAAUGUCAAUAUAUUCGUCAAUAUCUACGUCACUUUGGUCUUGUUCUUCGAUGUAUAUAUCUGUGUAAUUGUAUAAUUAUUGAAGUAUUAUGUCCAGGUGUCAGGUUUUAUAAAGGUUUUUUGAAUUUCCUCAUUUACUUCUUCUUUAUUACUCUUAGCAAAUUUCAUAUCUUUCUUUACCACUUCCGUAUAUGCCAUGCUCCAUUUCUACCGAGAAUCUUUCCCAAUAUGUUUGCUUCAGUUUCUUUAUCUCACAGAUCGCUCUAUUUAUAACUUCUUCGUAAAUUUUGUAUGUCUUCAGGUUUGUGUUACCACUUAUUUUAUUUAGGAUUUUUUUUCCUUAGCUGCUAUCUUGACUUCAUGUAUAAACCACGGUUUAUUGUCUUUUGGUCUGUUUCUGUUGAUUGUUAUUUUUGUCCAAUUACCUUUGCGGAACUAUUUGUAAUAUUAUCUUUUAGUUUUCCCUAGGAUUCUACAACGAUAUUUAUUUCUCUUAUGCAGUUCCGAGAUACCUAUCUAUUCUUCAAUUCGUCUUUGGCAGAUAAUGUCAGUGCUCUCGUUUUCUAGUGAUUCUGAAUUAAAUUUUAUUAUAUAGUUCGGUUCCCUUCUUCCCGUGGUGUGUUAGUUUUUCUCCGCUUCCAGUUGAUAGUUUUUCAUUCAAUAUCUGUAUAAUUCAGGGGCGUCAUUUAAUAGGGGGCAUUCCCCCCCCCCCCGACCCUGAAAAUUACUGAAAUUUACAAAAAAUAGAUCAAUUUUGUAUUAUGUUUGCAUAUAAAUGUAUCUAUAAUGCUUGCCCCCCUAUCAAAAGUUCAAAUGACGCUCCUGGUAUAAUUCAUGGUAAGGUGGUACUUUUUCCAUUGCUGUGUUGAUAUCAAGUGCAUAGAUACUUAUAAAAUGGAUCUUUCUGUCUGAAAAUCUGUUUUCAAAUUCUUGUGAAUUGUGAAGUAGUAUUGCUUACUCCGGCCUGAACUCGAGCAUGCUUCUCAACUUCACUGUAGAAUAAUAUUUGAUUUUGGUAUCUUAUGUUGCCUUAUUAUGACAUCGUGAAAUUUUAACCAAACCUGUUUUUACUUCAAUAAGUUUCAUUCAAUUGUUAAAAUGAUUUCUAAUAUUUUAAAUAUAGGUUGUCCUUCUCUUUAUGACUCUCUUAUUUCGUCUAGGGCUCAUGGAUUUUUUAUUUCUUCCUCUGAUAUUUUAUAUAUAUUUUCAGGUCCAAUAUUUUGUACCCUACUAGUCAGUACUUUUGUUAUUUUUCCUACCGUUGGUUUUGCUUUUGACUCAUAUAGCGUUGUGGUAUUCUUUUGGAUUUAUGUGAUUUCUUUUUCUGAUCAUUAUUGAAUUGUGUUAAUUGAUUUCUUUCUUCUCUUGUAAUUAUAGACCUUUCUUCUCUUUAUUUAACUUCGUUAUUUUGUACUUCCUAUUGCUUUUCUGAAUUUUUUGUUGGUCGUGGAUAUUGAUUAAUUCUAUUCUAUUGGUUCUAUUAAUAACGUUUGUUUCUUAAGAUUGUGACCUUAUUAAAAAUAGGUACACGAUUUUGUAUUUCUUAAAUCCGGCUGAAAUGAAAAGACUGAUAGAACAUACUACGGGAAUCGUUUUUUAAUAAUUUUUUUAACUUUGUAUUGUUAAAAUAUUGCUAAUAAAUGAUAUUUUUAAAAUCA